ACUUUCGCAAUGACGUCAAACGGCUUUUGAUAGAGAGGUACCAUAUCGAAAACGAGAAUACCGAUGUUCCAACAUCAUUUCGCAAAUAGUAAGCACUGCGAUUCGAACUACUAUUGGAAAUACAUCCGCUUAAAAUUGAUCUAUUCGUGAAAAUGAGUCAGAAAGAGCACUGUGAAAUGUCGGAAAGUGUUUCCAAGAAAAAGAAGAGGUCUCUUGGACGUCAAUGUGCAGCAUACGGAUGCUAUAGCACUUUUUAUAAUACCGACGGAACUGCAAGCGGCCUACAUUUUUUUGGAUUUCCACAGAAAAAUCCUGAGAAACUUCGUUGGUGCAAUUUAAUUAAAAGAGUAGAUGGAAGAGAUGAUUUUAAAGUUACAAGCGCGACUGUUCUUUGUGAAAAACAUUUUGCUGAUGAAGAUAUCAAACGUAAUCCCACUCACUGGCGUCUAGUUACUGGGACUGUUCCUUCCCGCAAUCUCUAUGAAAGUAGCACAAUAGCAAUAAAGCCUAAGUCACGCAAACCUCCGACACACCGUUCAAUCCAAUUGCCAAUUGCAUCUACAGUUCCUGGACCAUCUUUCACUGUUGCUGAAUCUGCUGCUACUGAUUUUCUUCCAGAUUUCUUUGAAGAAGCACUUGAUGUUGCUGAUAAUUCUGUUACAAUAUCAACGCAAACAGAUUUCUCUUUUGUAAAUUCAGCUGUUUAUCUUCCUUCUGACUCUGGUAAUAUUGAUAAUGAAAUUAUGAAAGCCUUUAUUGAAUCUGAUAACUUCAAAACAGAAGCUGAAGCAUUGAACCUAAAGAUUUCUACAUUGAACAAUCAAGUGGCCCUGUUGGAGUUACAGAUAGCAGAAUUAAAGAAGUCCCUCUUUUCAAUUGAAAAAUUAAAAGCUGAUGAAUCUGCAACAAAGUUUUACACUGGUUUCCCUAACUUCUCUUCUCUACUGGCAACUUUUGAAUAUUUUGAACCAAAAUUGUCUCGAAUGCAUUACUGGCGUGGUAAACAAUCAUCUCUCAAUACUGAUCUUGAAUACCAUGAAAAGUCUUCCUUAAAGCCUGGCAGAAAGCGCACACUUUCUCAUCUAGAAGAGUUUGUGUUGGUGUUGAUGAGACUGAAAGUUGGCUUGUUUAUUUCAGAUUUGUCUGAUCGCUUUGGAAUCUCUCCUGGUCAAGUUUCAAAGAUCUUUACAACCUGGAUUUGCUUUUUGUAUCAUGAACUCCCAACUUUAUUUCCGUUUCCAUCUCAAGACCUUGUGCGUAAAAAUAUGCCAUCUCAGUUCAAAGAUUUCCCCACAACUAGAAUUAUCAUUGAUUGUACUGAAGUUUUCAUAGAGGUUCCAUCAUCAAUGAAAUCACAGUCACAAACAUGGUCAGAUUACAAACACCACAACACAUGGAAGGCUCUUGUUGGAAUUUCACCAGUUGGAUGCAUUACAUUCAUAUCAAAGUUAUGGUCUGGCAGAGUUUCUGACAAAGAAAUUACUCUCAAAUCAGGUGUGUUAUCACUUUUAGAGGAUGGUGACAACAUCAUGGCAGAUCGUGGGUUUGAUAUAAAAGAUAUCCUUCCUCCUGGUGUUACUUUAAACAUUCCUCCUUUUAAAGGCACAAGAGCACAGCUUUCAGCAGAGGAAACUGAAGAAACAGCCCGAAUUGCUUCAGUGCGGAUACAUGUAGAAAGAGCCAUAGGAAGAGUUAAAAAUUAUCACAUCCUUGAUGGUGUUUUACCUCUUUCACUGUACCCUGUUGCUGAUCAAAUCUUCACAGUAUGCUGCCUCCUUACAAACUUUUUACCUUUUUUAGUAAAUUCAAAUGAUAACUAGGUGAAGCAGAAAUAACAAAUAGCAAGUCACCAUUUAGGUAUAACGUUUAAUAAUAUAUAUAUAUUAUAUCACCAAUAGAAUUUUCUGCAAAAAAUAAUUAUGAAUAAUUAUAUAUAUUUGUAUGGCUCAGUGGAAUUAGCGUUGGUUUUUGAAGCAGCAAACUGGAGUUCGAUUCCAACCACGAGUGGUUUGAUACAAUUGGGCAGCACCCUUGUGGUAAUAAUUUUCCUCCUGUCAGCCUUAAUCUUAUGAUUACAUAUAUAUAGUAUACACAUAGUUGUAUGUAAUGAAAAUUUCUGUUUACUGGUCUGUC
Messenger RNA from Rhopilema esculentum, 2133 nucleotides. RefSeq lists its product as uncharacterized. Lineage: Eukaryota; Metazoa; Cnidaria; Scyphozoa; Rhizostomeae; Rhizostomatidae. The record is from RefSeq and is a predicted model, not a curated record.